UCUUAGCUGCCUAAGCUGGCAUCACCUCCAGCACGCUACACACUUCUUCUAAGUCAGGACAGACAAGUUCCACUAUUCCAUCACUGAAGACUGUCUUCAGUCUUCAGUCUACCUUCGGAUCACCCUUCCACUUUCCAGCACAGUGUCUCAGCGAGUAUCACUACAGAAAGGAGUUUAAUUGUGCUAAGAAGGAUCAGGAAGUUUGGAGUUUGCUCUGUCCGGUAGCUCACAGCAGCGACCAUGACCAAAAGCACCGGGGAGAACCCACGCUCUCGCAGCCGGGUACAGAGGAUCCGCGAGGACAUCCAACUGCGCUCCCUGAAGGCCAGAAAGAAAGUAGAGGACAUCACCAAAGAUGACGUUAAGACCUUCUUGAGGAGGAAUGCCUUUGUGCUGUUUACCAUUGGGGCAGUUGCUCUUGGCAUCAUACUCGGAUUUGCCCUGCGGCCAUAUAAGAUGUCCUACAGAGAGGUGAAAUAUUUCUCCUUCCCCGGAGAGCUCUUAAUGCGCAUGCUCCAGAUGUUGGUCCUCCCCUUGCUGGUGUCCAGUCUGGUCACAGGCAUGGCAGCACUUGAUAGUCGGGCUUCAGGCAAGAUGGGGAUGCGAGCCGUGGUGUACUACAUGACCACCACAUUCAUCGCUGUGUUCAUCGGAAUCAUCAUGGUCCUCAUCAUCCACCCUGGCAAAGGCUCCAAAGAUGAGUUUACUCAGCAACAGAAAAUAGAGCAAGUCAGCCCAGCAGAUGCCUUCCUGGACUUGAUCAGAAACAUGUUUCCUCCCAACCUUGUUCAAGCUUGCACACAGCAGUUCAAAACCCAAUAUGGCAAAAGAGUUAUACAUGUGAAGGUGAUAGUGAAUGAGAGCAUUUUCAAUCUGACCAACGUGACCCAAGAGAUUGCUCAGGAAGAGAUCAUCCCACUCUCUGGCACCACAAGCGGAGUCAAUGCUCUUGGGCUGGUCGUGUUUUCCAUGUGCUUUGGCCUGAUCAUUGGGAAUAUGAAGGAAGAAGGCCAAGCACUCAGGGACUUUUUCGACUCCCUCAACGAGGCUAUCAUGCGUCUGGUUGCCAUCAUCAUGUGGUAUGCACCAAUCGGCAUCCUCUUUUUGAUUGCUGGCAAAAUCGUGGAAAUGGAUGACAUCACUGAAAUGGGAGGGCAACUAGGCAUGUACACUGUGACGGUCAUCAUAGGCCUCCUAAUCCAUGGCAUUGUUAUUCUACCUACUCUCUUCUUUGUCAUUACCCGGAAGAACCCCUUCAUCUUCAUCACUGGCUUAUUGCAGGCCCUAAUCACCGCCUUGGGAACAUCGUCCAGUUCAGCCACUCUGCCCAUUACAUUCAAGUGCUUAGAGGAGAACAAUAAAGUUGACAAGAGGGUGACCCGCUUUGUGCUGCCAGUUGGCGCAACCAUCAACAUGGAUGGAACGGCACUGUACGAGGCGCUGGCUGCAAUCUUUAUUGCACAGGUCAACAACAUGGAGAUGAAUUUCGGACAGAUCAUAACUAUAAGCAUCACAGCCACAGCUGCCAGUAUCGGUGCUGCUGGAAUCCCCCAGGCUGGACUGGUGACCAUGGUCAUCGUGCUGACCUCUGUGGGCCUCCCCACUGACGACAUCAGCCUUAUCAUCGCAGUUGAUUGGUUCCUGGACCGACUGCGCACGACGACCAACGUGCUGGGUGACUCUAUAGGAGCAGGCAUCGUGGAGUUCCUGUCCCGAGAUGAGCUGCAGAAUGGCGAUUUGGAGAUGGGCAACUCUGUAUUGGAGGAGAAUGAGGUGAAGAAGCCUUACCAGAAGAUUCCUCAAGAGAACGAGUAUGAGAACGAGAAACCUCCAGACAGUGAAACAAAGAUGUAGUGUCCGGUUGUGGUGUGUGUUCCCAAGCAGGGAUUUCUUUGUGUGUGUGUGUGUGUGUGUGUGUGUGUUAUUCUUUUUUUUUCAUUGGCUACCAUUUUUCUUUCAUUGGGUACCAUUUCUUUUUCAUUGUUUAGUAUCCCUGUCAAAUUUCCAUUAUUCAUUGACUCCUCAUUUUACAUUAAUCAUCACCUGUGAAUCAUUUUAAGACUUAUUGGUUAUAUCAUGACUGGUCACGCUGUAGAAAAGGAAUUGAAUUCCUGCAGGAAUUUGAAGGUUUAAAUAGGUAAGACCAGAUGAUGGACUAUAGAAAGUAAAGUAACGAUUUGACUUGUGAUAAAAUCUGUUAUGAUUAAACUGAAGAGUGUAAAGUAAAAAAGAGCUGAAUGGAAACUAGAGGGUCGUGUGUCACAUAAUUGAAUAGUGUCCAGUGGUAUAUUCACAAUAUAGUAUUUUGUUGAUUUAUGGAUCGACUGGGAAAAAUGAGUUGAUUUAUAAUUUGUUCAAAGCAUCGCACUGGGGUUGGGAUAAUAUUACAGGCGAUCCAGUCAAUCUUUUUGGCUCCUAACAUCCAGCAGUUAAAUGACAAGAUGCGAAUAUUAAACUCAGUAGGAAUGCCUACUUGCUCCAGUAUGUUGCCCGUGUGUUUAAAACUACCAGUAUUAUCUGUUUCUAGUGAGGAGACAACUAGCUUUAUAAGGCUUUGAUUUAUUCACUCAAGUCAAAAAGAUUUUUCUUUUACUGUCUGCUUCAUUUUUUUUUCUUUGUACUUACCUUAUCUUUAUUGUAAUGCUGGAAGGAUCAUAAUGUUCACAGUAUUUUGAUACACAUUACCGGUUACAGUGUUAAUUUCCCUCGUUCAUCUCUAGGACAUCCUGGUAGCACACUUGAAGCACUCAAAUGCUACCCCUUUGCUGCCAUUUGCUAACAUAAAUAGAUUCUAUUAUAUAAAUAGCAUAUUAUUUAGUUGUAGCUUUGGAGAGUUAAUUGUAGUUAUUGUGAAUGAUAUUGUGAAGUCUCCUGCAAGAGACUGCACUCAGCUGGAAGAAAGUGUCAUUUUGAGAAGCGGAUAAAUUCAGGAUCCGACACUACAGACAUAAACAUGCUGAGCGUCUACUAACUCACUCAAACAGAAACUGUGAUUUUGUUUCUUUUGUGAUGUGUCUAUGGGGAUUUUGUUCAUCUUGCUGGUCAUUUACCCCUUAGACGCACACACACACAAAAAAUAAAUAAAUAAAUAAAUAAAUACUGUAUGUGGUUUCAAACUACAUGGAAUAUAUGAAACUGUAGGUUUGUCUAUGGUAAAUAUAGUUUUGAAUAAAAUUGAAAAGAAAAAAAAGA
Molecule: messenger RNA, 3192 nt
Organism: Hemibagrus wyckioides
Lineage: Eukaryota; Metazoa; Chordata; Actinopteri; Siluriformes; Bagridae
Gene: slc1a3b
Product: solute carrier family 1 member 3b
Exons: 10
Coding region: 241-1854 (537 amino acids)
Biological process (GO): D-aspartate import across plasma membrane; L-glutamate import across plasma membrane; L-aspartate import across plasma membrane
Cellular component (GO): plasma membrane
Molecular function (GO): glutamate:sodium symporter activity; L-glutamate transmembrane transporter activity; neutral L-amino acid transmembrane transporter activity
Source: RefSeq, a predicted model, not a curated record